AUGAGAUUUUUUAGAAAUCAACUUUCUUCUGCUUAUAAAAAUGAUGAAAUAAGAGAAAAAGUUUUUUUCGAUUUGGUACCGUUCGGUCACGGUAGGGUUCAAGAAAAUCCAUUUGUUGUUAAAUGUCAACACGGACCGAAAGAAUGUUUGGGUAACGUUUUACACGCAUGUUUUUACUCACGUCACGAUAAUAAUGAAAAACAAGUUAAUUUUGGUGUUUGUACGAUGUCAACAAACAAUCCACCAACGGCUGGACAAGAAUGUGCUAAAAAAUUAAAUUAUUCUUACGACGGUGUUGAAAAUUGCGCUUCAGGUACGGAAGGUGAAAAAUAUCAAUUGUUAAAUGGUAAAAAAACUCUUGAUUUCAAACCUAAAAUUAAAUUUAUACCGACAAUCGUUUUUAACAACGUUUACGUGGAAGCAGAUCAAAAUGAAUCCCUUAAAAAUUUUGAAAAACUCGUUUUAAACAAAUUGAAAAAUUUGUAA
Molecule: messenger RNA, 486 nt
Organism: Pediculus humanus corporis (human body louse)
Lineage: Eukaryota; Metazoa; Arthropoda; Insecta; Psocodea; Pediculidae
Exons: 4
Coding region: 1-486 (161 amino acids)
Molecular function (GO): oxidoreductase activity, acting on a sulfur group of donors, disulfide as acceptor
Source: RefSeq, a predicted model, not a curated record